GUUCAAUUCCAUUCUGCUCUUCGCCAUUUUGUAGUUUUUGCUGCUUUGUACGACGGAAGAGCGGAAGCCGGUUAAAAUAUUAAUAAUGAAUAGGAUUCUGAGAGUGAGGAGCCUUAUUCCUCAGGCAAGGGCCAAUCUAUCAACAUCUGUUAAACGAUUUGACAAUGCUAAAGUUAGAAGGAAUCAAGAACGCUUCCAGCAUGCUGAUGGCAAGCCAGUGCAUCUGAAGGGUGGUCCAAUGGACAUGCCACUUUACUACUGUGCAUUUGCUUUCGUUGGUGGUUCUUGUGUCUACGCCUUGUAUGGAUUAUCCCAACUAAUAUUGAAGAAAUAGACAUUGAUCAUCUACGCUUGAACAUUGUAAUUGAUUUAUUCUACAACUUAAAGCUGGUUUAGAUAAAUAUUUUUUUGCUGUUUACCGAUUCAGAGUACAGACCAAGGCUCACAUCAGUCAUCAAAACAAGAAGGUAUAGCACGAAGUCUCCACAACGGAACGCUGCUUAUUUUAUCCGUCUCUUUUGGAGUCACCAUGUACUAUCUUUCAAACGGAAAGGGGGAAAAAUCAAAAACGCAAGACGUUGUAAAAUGACUAUACUGUACAAUGGAAAGAACUGAUAACCACAACCAGAUUAUAGACUCAUGCAAUGAAUGAAGAGAAUCUAUCACAUGAAUUACAAACUUGUUUGAUAGUUUUUACUGUAGCAUAGUAACUAUUGCAUCAAAACUAUUGCAUUGAUAAUUGUUCCAUUGUGUAUAUUCCAUAUUAUCAAUAGUACACUACUGGUAUGUAUCCGUGGCUGUCAUUUCAUCAUACUUUAUGGUAAUUAAUUAAUUAAGAACAAUAAUUUUGUCCAAUCAGAAACUCUGAUCACAUGCUUCUUGUUUUUCCCAUAAUGUAACUGGAAACCAUCAAUGUAUUAGCAUUCUAACAAAAUUGAACAAGUCAUCAGAAGAUUACUUGAGGAUUGAUUGUUAAAGUUUAAUGAUGUAAAGCAAAUAAUAAUUAAAGAAUGCUUUUGUUACAUUCAA
This is a messenger RNA of Anneissia japonica, 1029 nucleotides long. Its product is annotated as cytochrome c oxidase subunit 7A2, mitochondrial-like. Gene Ontology annotation, biological process: mitochondrial respirasome assembly; mitochondrial electron transport, cytochrome c to oxygen; regulation of oxidative phosphorylation. The transcript has 3 exons. The coding region runs from base 86 to 334 and encodes 82 amino acids. NCBI's taxonomy places the organism in Eukaryota, Metazoa, Echinodermata, Crinoidea, Comatulida, Comatulidae. The record is from RefSeq and is a predicted model, not a curated record.